Molecule: messenger RNA, 7572 nt
Organism: Gadus chalcogrammus (walleye pollock)
Lineage: Eukaryota; Metazoa; Chordata; Actinopteri; Gadiformes; Gadidae
Product: NXPE family member 3-like
Exons: 7
Coding region: 5456-7192 (578 amino acids)
Source: RefSeq, a predicted model, not a curated record
GCCAACGUUUAGGACUGCGUAACUACUGUUGACAGCUUUCAACUACUGUUGGCAGCGCAUGCGCUACCGCACGUAUAUGUCCCGCGCAAUUUUUUUUUUUCUCCCCUCGCGAUCGACUUGGGAUCUAUCGCCGAUCUACUGGUAGACCGCGAUCGACUGGUUGGGCACCCCUGCACUAGACAGUAGGGGUGUAACGGUACAGAAAAAUCUCGGUUCGGUACGUACCUCGGUUUUGAGGUCACGGUUCGGUUCAUUUUCAAUAGGAACAUUAGACAAUAUAAAGCUAGAAUUCUGCUCAAAAAUAUAAAUACAAGAUUCUGAAAUGUAAAAAAAAAUAAUUCUUUAAAGUUUCUUUAAAAAUAUAUUUUCUCCAAGUGAAAAAUUUAACAAUUGCAACAUUAAACAGUUUCAAGUUGUUGCUUGAAACUAACCCUAACCCAAAAUUUGAGUGUACACACGAUGUACCCUACAUGUUACUCCCGUAUACCACAAUGCAAUGCGGUCGUGUUUUUCCGGAUGAGAAGAAGAAUCUGAAUAACCGCGAAAACGAAUACAUUUAAUGAUGGAGUCUCCGGCUUUCGUUUAGAAAUGUCAACAAUUUAUUUGGGAUUUAACAUUGAAUAUUUAACAUUCAAAAUUAAUUAAACAAGGAAAUGUAACAUUCAACUUCAAUACAACCUCCAGCUUUCGUCGUGAGUGCCCGGUUUGUUUACAUGAUGUGGGCGCAUCUGUCUGCGUCACACAAAUACCCGGCGCAUUUACUGACGCAAAUGACGUUUAGAAAUGUUAAGCGUAGUGUCCGAAUUCUCGUUUGUUCGUUCCCUAAAUAGUAAUGCUGUUGCAUGUUGUUUAACUAAAUUAGGGCUGCAACUAAUGUUGUUUUUGGCGGCCUGUUUUAAUUUUAUUUUUAGUCUAGUCUUUGUCUCAAGAAAAGAGUAUACGUUCAUACUCUUUUCAGUCUAGUCAAGUUACAGUCGACUAAAAGUCUGAGCAUUUUUGUCUUAUUUUAGUCAGAAAUAUCCUUGACUAUUUAAGUCUAGUUUUAGUCAAAGCAGAUUGUAUUAGUCACUUUUUUGUAAUGCAAUUCUAUUUAACUCAGUCAAUAUAGUAUAAGUAGGCUACCUAGUAGUAUUGACAAAACCAACAUUUUAUUUUUGCCAAACCCAUUUCACAAUUCAAACAAGAUAAUCUUAUUAUUAUAUUAGUGUUACCUUAUAAGUCCUUUUCCCAUUAAAAAGAUAAUGCGCUUUAAAAUGAUGCGCAUCAAAAGUUAGUGCGACAUAUGUGAUGGAAAAAGGGUUAUAUCGCUCUAACGCCGAUUUUGUCGCACUAAGUUAAUUCGCUCUGCAGAGGUGGUUUUGGGAAAGUUCUAGCGACAUAAAAGUAAUGGAAAACGGCUGAAGCGAUAUAGAAUGUCGCGCAUGCGCAUUGUUGAUGGAAAAUCAUCUAGCGGGUCAGAAAAAUGCGCUUCAACACGGGGCAUUGUGACACAAUUUUAAUUCGCUAUAAUCAUUCUGUCGAUGGAAAACCGUUUAGGCGCUUCUUAUGUCGCUACAAAUUAAUUCGCUUUAAGAGUUAAUUCGCUUGAAAAUCUGAUGGAAAAAGGACAAUAGACUCAAGAAUACAUCCAUUCCAGACAUGGAAGACACUCUGAUAUGAAUUUACAACGUAUUUAUUUUACCAACCAAACAUGUUCCGUCCACAUUAGAACGGCGAAUUCCGACACUGAGAACGAUACUUUUCAAAAACGAUCGCUGAGGUGGAUAAAUAUGAAAACGCUGGGUUCGCGUUGUAGUGUGGUCAGGGUAGACGGAGGCUUUCAGAUACGAUGGCGUUCGGUUGCCAUGACACUGCCAUGACGCUGCCACAAGCUUGCGCUCAUCUAAAAGAAAAUGGCAGGGGAAAUGGAAAUUAUGAUUUCUCUGUGCAAUGUACUAUGUAUCUUCAGUUACAAGUUGUACGUUUUUAUAUUUACCCGGAUUAGUGUGGACAGGGCCUUACGUUUUCAUUAACGCUACCACCACAGCUGCGUCUUGUGAAUCUAAAUAAUGCCGCGAUGAGCGGGGAUUCCCGGAAGUAACGUAACCUGAUACAGCCCCAGAAAUAAAUAAAAUAAACAAUUUUUCUCGACUAGUUUUGGUGAACGAAAAUGAAGAGACAUUUUCGCAGAGUAUUAUUUUGUAAAACACAUUGAGUCUCGUUUUAAUUCGUCAACAAUAUUGCAUUAUGUAUUUAAUUAUAGUUAUUGUCACAUGACCAGCAUUUACGUUGCGUCUCGUCUAGUUUUCCUCACGUGAUAAAGGGUCGUUGAUGACGAUAUUUAGUCAUAAUUUUCGUUGACGAAAGCAACACUAGCUGCAACUAACGAUUAUUUUAAUAAUCGAUUAAUCUGUCGAUUAUUUUUUCGAAUAAUCGAAUAAUCGGUGAAAAAAAGAAACAUUUGAAAUUGCCGCAUCUUUAUUCAAAAACUGAACAUUGCUUCAAAUUCACAGUGCAGACUGUGAAUGUGUGAAAAAAACAGGUUAUUGCUCCAACGUCCCGGAACUAUUAAAAGUAAUAAUAAAUAAUGAAAAAAUGAAAAAAACAUAACUGGGAUAACAAAAAAAAAAACAUACAAUGUAUGAUAUACUUUUAUAUGUAUAUAAGGGAUGUCCAUGGUUAACCGGUCAAACCUAUUGAUACCAUUUUCGAGACUAAGAUGAUAGUUCAAGAUAGGACAUUAAACAGGUCAUAAUUCUAUCUUUACCAUCUAUUUUAUAUUACUGUGAAAACAGUAGUUUUCACAGUAAUAUAGUUUUCACCAAAAUCUCAAAUAUUGUUUAUUUUUUUCUGUUACAUUUGAAUGCAUCAAUCAUAUUACUGAGCCGACCUGAACACAUCACAUUUGACACUGUUUGUGACCAUUGGUUCGUUUUUUUUAAGCUAACUUGCUCUAUAUCCUGCCGAUUUCAACAUGGAUUUAAAAACUGCAGUACUAUCGCUCACACUAAAGCUCGCUGUGGGCGUGCAUGAACCAUGAACCAACCUGUCGGCGGCUGGCUGUAAACAGUGCUGCGCCUAUGAGUAACUUAUUAAUCACGUGACACAACGAAUCAACAACCAAAUUCCUUGCCAACGCAUUUGGUAAUCGAUUUUUAUCGAUUUUAUCGAUUCGUUGUUGCAGCCCUAAACUAAAUCAUGACCAACUGAUAGAUGUCAAUAUAUCAAGUUAAGGUAGUUAACCAUUGUUAACGGUUACCUAUGUUAAAUCGCUUGCUAGGUGCAGAGGUGAUAGUAACUAGUGACAAUUACUCUGUUACAUUUACUUGAGUAACUUUUUGGAUAAAUUGUACUCUUAAGAGUUGUUUUGCAAAAUACUUUUUUACUUAUAUUAUUCUAAAGUAACAAUACUCCUACUUGGCUACUCUACCACCUAGGAAUAAACCCACUCCUCGCAUUUCUGCACAGAACUUGUGCUCACGGUUGUUUUGCACAUAUUUUUUAAUCUUCAUACAAAAAGAGCAGGGUCAGGGAGGAGACAGUGGACCAGAGUCCAGCAGCAGCAGGAAUGAACAGGGAGGGUAUUCACAGCAGGUGAGGAGAAAUUAUCUAUAGGAUAAAAGUGACUUUGCGAUUCAUUUCCACAGCUACGUCACCACUACUAUUCUUAAUAUUAUUUAUAAGUUUUGCUUUGAACAUUUAUUAUCUAUAUCAUUGCAGGAGAAAUUAUAACUGGCUCAGGAAAUGUCUAUAGGAUAAGAGUGACUCUAAGAUUAGUUUAGUUUAUAUUCAAAGAGACUUUUUGGUUAUUAUUUAUUUGCUGAUAUUAUUUGACUACUGCACUAUUUGUGUUUUAAAGGAAGCAGGUAUAGGUCAUACCAUUUGUCUUAGUGAUUAAUUUUGCACAUCUGUGUUGUCAUAAUUGACGACGGCAUAUGUAAAAUAGCUACAUCUUCAUGUCGAUAUGUUUAUUGUUGUCACUUUCACUUGUCACUUCUUGCCAUUAAAUUAAAUGAUGUGGCUUAUUACCCUGUCAAUUCCAUUCCAUUUUGGUGCUGAUAAUUUGAAACAGGAAUGGUGUUUUAAAGAACUUUUCGUGUUCAGUGUUGUCAUUUGGCACUUAUUAUCUGGUUACUUAACCUGUAGAUGCUCGAGGGUCAUUCUGUGUCAACUCAACCAGAGUUUGGCAGCUUUAGAUUUUAACUUUAGAUUUUGAUAGUAGCCUACAUCAUUUUAAAGAACUAAAGUCGGUCCCCUGGUGCUGUGCUGUUUGUGGUUAUGUAGCCACUAUGGAGGUGCAACUGAAUGCGAGAGGCUGACGCCUCAUGCCCACUGCACCGUCAGUCAAAGGACGUCGGAAGGCUUGGCUGACGGAUGGGGGAGCUUUCCGGGGUCGUCAGAGCCCGAGACAUUGCACACUUUUGCAUACGCAAUCUGAUUGGAUGACGGAUCCGUCGCUGCCGAAAAAGUUGAACAUUUUUCAACUUUUGGCCCCAUUCAAAGUCAAUGGGGAUCAGUCAACGGACGGAGGCAGUGGGCACGAGGUGUGAUAAAUCACUCAAUAGACCAAUUUGUCCCCCUCACUUCUGAAAAGAUGGCUAAGCCCCUGAAGCAAACAAAAGAUAAGUCCCGAAAGAAUGUUGUUUAAUUCACUCUCGCAUUUCUGCACAGAACUUGUGCUCACGGUUGUUUUGCACAUAUUUUUUAUUCUUCAUACAAUAGAAAGAGCAGGGUCAGGGAGGAGACAGUGGACCAGAGUCCAGCAGCAGCAGGAAUGAACAGGGAGGGUAUUCACAGCAGCCACUAUGGAGGUGCAACUGAAUGCGAGAGGCUGACGCCUCAUGCCCACUGCACCGUCAGUCAAAGGACGUCGGAAGGCUUGGCUGACGGAAGGGGGAGCUUUCCGGGGUCGUCAGAGGCCGAGACAUUGCACACUUUUGCAUACGCGAUCUGAUUGGAUGACGGAUCCGUCGCUGCCGAAAAAUUUUUCAACUUAAAAAAAAAAAAAAAAAACUUUUUGUCCCCAUUCAAAGUCAAUGGGGAUCAGUCAACGGACGGAGGCAGUGGGCACGAGGCGUGAUAAAUCACUCAAUAGACCAAUUUGUCCCCCUCACUUCUGAAAAGAUGGCUAAGCCCCUGAAGCAAACAAAAGAUAAGUCCCGAAAGAAUGUUGUUUAAUUCUGUUUGCUUUUACUGCCAACGGUCAAAGGACAUUUCCAGAACAAACAAACAGCAUUUGCUGAGAGGCCUACCCAGCAGGACUUGAACAAAGAAGAGCAGUUGCUGCGGAAAUCUGAUCAGAGCAAAUAUGCUUUCAAGAAGUGGAUAAAAUCUAAAAAUUCAACUAAUUGCUGCUAGUUUUGUGGCAGCUCAGAGAUGGUAAGGCUCGACAAGCUGUUCACUGUCGGAGAUUUCAUGAAAGAAGCCUUCGUUAAAAGUUUAAGUGUUGAAAAAACCCAAUGCUAUUCCUGCCACGAUGUUUACAACGGAAAAUGAAGAGGUAGCUAACCAUGGCAGGCUGAAGGGGAUCAUCUUUUGUCGGUUCAAAUGCGCCCUCAUCUUCCUCAUCCUCGCACUCUCUGGUCUCAUCUUCCUGCUGCGCAACAUUCUCACUCUGGAGGACCAGACCAGCAGCCACGCAGCCUUCCCCCAGAAGCGGCCCCUCCCUUCAUACCAAACCCACACCUUCUGCAGCCACCUGGGCCUGAAGCCCACACAAGACGAAGCCCUGGAGGACCGCUACCUCCUCAAAGCCAUCGCCUGGCCCAAGCUCCCCGCCCGCCCCGCCCCUGUGCCUCUCAACCAGACCAGCGACCCUGUGCACAGCCUGUUCACCAUCCUGCCCUCAAAGGGCCAGAAGGAGUGGCGUGUUGGGGACCAGCUGGAGGCCCUGGUCCAGAUGCACGACUUCCAGGGCAGUCCCAAGCGCUACGGCGGAGACUUCCUGGUGGCCCGGCUCCAUUCCCCGGAGCUGCAGGCUGGGGUGGCAGGUAAGGUAGUGGAUCACCUCAACGGCUCCUACUCGGCGCUGUUCCCCCUGCUGUGGGGGGGCUCGGCCCAGGUGCAGAUCACCAUGGUGCACUCCAGUGAGGCUGUGGCCGUGCUGCAGCGGCUCCGCGAGGAGCGGCCCAACCGGGUCUUCUUCAAGAGUCUGUUCCGCUCGGGCAAUCUGUCCGAGACCACCACGUGCAUCCCGUGCCUGCCGCCUGAUUCCGCGCAGCAGCCACUGUGCAACUACACCAACCUCCACACAGGGGAGCCCUGGUACUGCUUGAAGCCUAAGCUGCUGAGCUGUGACACCAGGAUCAACCACGCCAUGGGUGGCUACGAGAAGCCCCUCUACACCAACCAAGAAGCGCUGCUAUUUCAGAGCCGUAUCAACCUCAAAAUUGUCAUCCAUGCGUCAGGACCUGAUCGGAUCAACGUGCUUCCUCAGAAGAUAGAUGGACAAGAGUUAGAAAACAGCACCAUCAAAGCAGAGCCGGACAAGUACACCCCUUCUGGCUAUUACUACCAAGGCACUUGGAGGCCCCUCGGUGGAACUUCUGUUCGCAAGUUUAACGACUCCUCGUCCAUCACGCAGUGCCUUACUGGCAAGGUGAUCCAUAUGUACGGAGACUCCACGAUGAGGCAGUGGUUUGAGUACCUCAGCGCAUUCAUACCAGAUUUCAACCUGCACCGUUCAAAGAAAGUUGGCCCCUUGAUGGCGGUGGACUUUAAACACAACAUCCUGAUGAACUACCGCUGUCACGGUCCGCCCAUCAGAAUCUUCCCUGUCAGCACCAGCGAGCUACGCUACGUCGCCAAUGAGCUGGACGGCCUGGCCGGAGGCCCCGACACCGUGGUGGUCUUCAGCAUCUGGGCCCACUUCACAUCCUUCCCCAUUGAGGUCUACAUCCGGCGCAUGCGGCACAUCCGCCAGGCGCUGGUACGGCUCCUGGACCGGGGCCCCGGAACCCUCGUGAUAAUUCGCUCGGCUAACUUUGUGGCCAUGGACCAGACGACGAGCAAGCACAGCAGCGACUGGUUCUCACUGCAGAUCGACAAGGUUCUCAGGACCAUGUUCAAGGGCCUGGGUGUUGUGUUUGUGGAUGCCUGGGAGAUGACCUUAGCCCAUCGUAGCCCCCACAACAUCCACCCGCCCCCGCCCAUCAUCAAGAACAUGGUGGAUCUCAUCCUGUCUCACGUUUGCCCUGACAAGAAGAAGAGCUAGGCUGAGAGUCUGUCCCUCUCUUUCUCGCGCCUUGGCUGAUUGGCUUUAGGUUUGAUUUGUUAGUUUUGUCACUUAAGGUUUUGGGUCUUUUUGGUUUGGCUCAAUGUUUGGUCUUGUGUUCACACCGCACAACACAGCACAACACAUGUUCCACUCAACCAUACACAUAUACACACCACUGACUAUGCAGAUUUCAUGUCUGUACAUUCUUAUGUGUUUUAUAUUAAUUAAUAUUACUUUUAACCCUUUUAAUCAUGUGUGUUGUCCCUUCCCUUUUUGAACGGCUUUGGUUCCGUCAGUAAAUUUCCAAGUCAUUUUCUCCAUUGACUUUCCAGAAAAUCAUUCUAUAAAGAGUUUUAUGCCUGGAACCAAGCCAAUUA